AUGGACGGGUUCGAAAUAAGAACAUCUAAUAGUAAAAAGGGGAAAGGAUUGUUUGCGACGAAGAGGUAUGACAUAGGUGACGUUAUUCUAGAGGAAGAUCCUCUUGUUUCGUGUCAAUUUGCUUGGAAUGCGGCCUACAGAUAUUUAGCUUGUGACUACUGCAUGAGGCCAUUAGAAACACCAGAACAGAAUGUAAGACGUCUAUCAUGCAAACCAGAUAUAGUAUUACCGCAUGCUAGUUGUUUCGACAUAAAUUUGGAGAAUGUGACUACUUGUGAUCAAUGUGGAAUUUUAUACUGUAGUGAAGAUUGUAAGCACCGGGCAUAUGUGACCUACCACAGAACUUUAUGUUAUGAUACUAGUGAUGCACAACAUCCUGUGAUGGUGCUUUUGGAGACUUGGAAGCAAAUGCACUAUCCACCAGAAACAACAAGUGUAAUGCUUUUAGUAAGGAUAUUGGCCUUCAUAGAGCAGAGUAGCAAUUCUUCAGCUGCGGCUGCUACAGUCAAACAGUUUUGCCACAGAACAGUUAACGAGGAUGCUGAACUGGUUCAUAAGUUGCUAGGUGAACAGUUUAAGGAGCAAUUAAAUACUUUGAGGGAAUUAACAGCUAAUGUAAUCAAUGGUGACCAUGUACAAGAGUUCCUUACACCAGAAGGGUUUUGCUCCUUAAUGGCACUGAUAGGAACUAAUGGACAGGGUAUUGGAACCAGCCCUUUAGCCUUGUGGGUAAAUUCUGUGCUAGAAGUAACUAUGUCAGAUGACGAGAGACAGCAACUAGACUUGUUCAUUGACAAGCUUUAUCAGUAUAUAGAAGAAGAAUCUGGUACAUUCCUUAACACAGAAGGUUCUGGACUCUUCUGCUUACAGAGUGCAUGCAAUCACAGCUGUGAUCCCAAUGCUGAGUCAUCUUUUCCCUAUGGAAAUCACAGGAUACAAUUGAAAGCUCUCAAACUAAUCAUGCCUGGUGAUGAGAUAUGUAUAAGUUAUCUAGACGAGUGUUCAUUGCAUAGAUCAAGGCAUUCUAGACAAAAGGAAUUGGCACAAAAUUAUUUAUUUGUAUGUUGGUGCGAACGAUGCCUUGCACAAGCUUCACAACCUGAGUGUACCAGCGAGGAAGAUAUGAGCGAUGAAGAAAUCGACGAGGAUGACUGA
Messenger RNA from Parnassius apollo (apollo), 1155 nucleotides. The record is from the annotation of a GenBank genome assembly. NCBI's taxonomy places the organism in Eukaryota, Metazoa, Arthropoda, Insecta, Lepidoptera, Papilionidae.